Molecule: messenger RNA, 1164 nt
Organism: Drosophila montana
Lineage: Eukaryota; Metazoa; Arthropoda; Insecta; Diptera; Drosophilidae
Product: granzyme D-like
Exons: 4
Coding region: 40-876 (278 amino acids)
Biological process (GO): proteolysis
Molecular function (GO): serine-type endopeptidase activity
Source: RefSeq, a predicted model, not a curated record
GCUACACUUGAGACUCGUAUCUGUGGUGCAAAGCUUGAAAUGAGUUCUAAUAGUCUGAAAAUAUUGUUUUUAAUAUCGAUUACGUUGGUUAAUUGUUUUCCAACCGAUACAGACGAUACUCAAGACUGUGAACACGAUUGUGUCCCCUUCGAUGAAUGUCUAGAUUUAAAAGAUGCUGUAAUGUAUAUGCAAUCAGAUAAAGAUGUUAAAUAUUGCAGUGAUGAAGAUAAUAUAGUUUGCUGUUGGAACGAUGAAAAAAAAACCAUUGCCGAAAAAAAAUGCUUGGAAUUUACAAAGAUUAAAGACUUUUGUUCGAUACAACCGCUCAUUAGGAAUGGUACUGAACUAUCACCGCAUGCAUAUCCUUUUAUGGCCUUGAUACAACAUCGAAAUCAAAGUGUAUAUAUAUCACAUUGCGGUGGCACUUUAUUAAAUUCAAUGUUUGUGCUCACAGCGGCACAUUGUGUGGAUAAAAUACUAUUUCCGGAUAUGGAAACUUAUGUGCUGUUAGGAGCCCAUGAUAUAAAUAAUUCUGGUACGCGGUUUAAUGUGACAGAAUUUAUUCAUCCCAACUAUACUACUGUCGAUCCUUAUGCUGAUCUUGCACUGUUGAAACUGCACAAAGAAGCGGAUAUUACAACAAAAUUUAUAAAGCCAGCCUGCCUAUCCACAUCUAGUAGCAGUCAUACUGGAGAAUAUAAUAUUAGUGGUUGGGGGUUAUAUAAUGCCAUAAACAAAUUUGUGCAGGACCCAAAAAUGUCCUGGGAGAUGCUUGCUCUGGAGAUUCUGGUGGUCCAUUGUUUACCAUUCAUUAUGAUAAUAAUUGCCUUUUCGAGGUUUUUGGUGUUCUUUCUAAUGGUGGUCAAUGUGACUUAAGGUAUUCAUUUUCAAGUCAUACUUCAGUUUCCUUUUAUCGUGAAUGGAUAGAGAGUAUAGUAUGGCCAGAUGAAACGUAAUAUUGAUAAGCACAAUAUUUUUGAAACCUUGGAGUUUUAGCUAUGGUUUUAUAAAAAUUUUGAUUGUAUGUUUCUUAGGGUCGGACCGGGUUAGAAAUUCCUCUACUAAAUUGAUCACAACAAGAAUUUCGUACCAUUUUAACAGCUUCACUUUUAUACAAUUUAAUAAUGUUUGUAAUAAAUUGUUUACUCACUCUAAUGAAUUUAA